AUGGCCUUUGAAAAUGUUUCAGCACUUGAAACGCUGGAUGAAAUAAUCCUUGUGAUGGAAUAUGUAAGUGGUGGCGAUCUGUUUGAUUAUGUGAGAAGCAGGGGAUUUCUUUUGGAUUCCGAGGCUCGCAGAAUUUUCAAACAAAUUGUUUCUGCCGUCUCGUACCUCCAUGAGCAAAGAUUGGUACACAGAGAUCUGAAGUUGGAAAAUGUCCUUUUGGACACGAAUGGAGUUGCAAAAAUUACAGACUUCGGUUUCUCCAAUUAUUUCUCCGGUAUGGCCAUAAUGGACACUUUCUGCGGCACCCCUGUUUAUGCUGCUCCAGAAAUCAUUUGGGAAAUUCCAUACGAAGGCCCAGAGGUUGACUGCUGGAGUCUCGGUGUUCUACUCUAUGCACUUGUUUAUGGCGCAGUGCCAUUUUACAAUAGUGGCAAUUUUGCAAUGGUCAAAAGUAUCGUGUACACUUCAUAUUCUGAGCCCUUCCCUCGUUCAAGUAUACAGCGUUAUAACGAAGACAAGCGUGAGCGGCCAGCAGCAGAUGAAACUCGCACGUAUGGUGAGUCAAGGUUGGAACAACAGAAACCACAAAUGCGAAGCGAUAGCAGAGACUAUGGCUUGCCUGAUCGAAGCUCAACAGAUCCUUUUAAGAUGUCACCGCUGCCGAUCCGGGGUUUUUUCAACCCCUAUUUUGUAGAAUACAGCGGCAAAGCAAAGGCAAGGAAAGAUCCAGAAGACGUGGCGAUGAUGCUAGUAGACUAUCAUUCGAUCAACCCAAAUACGACGCCGGAGGAGAGCAGACAGUGGAGAGCGAUUUCCUGA
Messenger RNA from Gongylonema pulchrum, 819 nucleotides. The record is from the annotation of a GenBank genome assembly. NCBI's taxonomy places the organism in Eukaryota, Metazoa, Nematoda, Chromadorea, Rhabditida, Gongylonematidae.